Messenger RNA from Drosophila gunungcola (fruit fly), 1497 nucleotides. It is a transcript of the gene Prosbeta2R2, whose product is annotated as proteasome subunit beta type-7. Bases 324 to 1331 code for a protein of 335 amino acids. The record is from RefSeq and is a predicted model, not a curated record. Gene Ontology annotation, molecular function: threonine-type endopeptidase activity. The transcript is spliced from 4 exons. Gene Ontology annotation, cellular component: proteasome core complex. Lineage: Eukaryota; Metazoa; Arthropoda; Insecta; Diptera; Drosophilidae.
AUAAAUUCGAAUCUUUAUAAAUGUUUACAACUAUAUUUUGGAACGCAUUCAACAAAAAUGGCAUCCAAAUGGAUCGGGAUUAUUAAAGCUGGGUGCAUCAUAAGCGUACAACAGAACAAACUUGAUCACUGAUUACUGAUCCAUCAUUGAUCAGUGAUCAUGUUUUUCUGGUAAAUACGCCCAUUGUCGGAAAUGUCUCCAUCACUGCCAUGCAAACCUUGGACAAUGAAAUUAUAAUUCCUCUGCAAGGAAAUAAUAGCUUGGAACAAUUGACUUAAUCAUCAUUCUAAUUGUGGGCAUUUGUGGUUCUAUUUUGCCCAGUAAUGGAGAUCAAUGGUGAAAAUAAAUGCAUAAUGUUUAAUGGAAUACCAACGAUGAUGAAAUAUGCAGCCCGAUCGCCAUAUCAGUGCGGUCCAAGUGGCUUUAGUUUCGACAAUUGUUUGCGCAACAAAGGACUUGUCAAAAACGGUAUUUCGGUGCCGAAUUGCAUUGGCACCGGCACGACCGUUGCGGGGGUCAUUUAUGACGGAGGCGUGAUCAUUGGCGCGGAUUCCAGGGUUACUAACGGACACAUAAUACCCUCGAAAAAAAAUCGCAAAAUUUAUCAGCUACAGAGCAACAUAUUUGCCGGUGGUGCCGGAAUCGCACAGGACUCGGCUGCCUUGAUGGAGGUGACGAGGGCGCAGCUGGAGCUCCACCGCAUGAACACCGGAUUCCGCAAGGUGCCGGUGCGCUGCGCCAACCAAGUGAUGAGGCAGGUGCUCUACCGCUUCGAUGGAAAAAUGGUGGCCAAUGUGAUCAUCGGGGGCGUGGAUGCAGAUUUUAAAACACAUUUAUUUUGCACCCGGUCCGAUGGCACUACAGACACCGUGCCGUUCACGUCGCUGGGUUCCGGCUGUAUGGCAGCCAUGUCCGUACUGGAAGCACGCUGGGAACAAAAUCUGGAUGAGGAAUCCGCCCGCGAUCUGGUCCGCGAUGCCGUAGCCGUCGGCGUAGACAACGACCUGCAGUCCGGUAACAAUGUGUGUCUCUGCAUCAUUCGCUCAGACUUCUCGGUCCACUGGGAAGAGCGUGCCCUGAACAAGGAAACUCCGAUUCGAGCCUUUCCGCUGGUUAUCAAGCCCGGCUGCACUACCAUUUUGUCCACUAUCGAGCACAGGGUGGUGCCGUGGGGAGAGGCCUUGGAGGGGGACGAAUGUCCUGGCUUCAGACAAGAAGGUCUCAGCUUACCACCUGGACCAGGAAAUAGCCGUGGUGACGCUGGAGAAAGAGUCAAUCGCAGGCACGAAUAUCUCGGCCCACCCAAGGCCAAAAGGAGGAGGUUGGAAUAAGCGAAGAAUGCCCUUUUGUUCCGAAAAUCGAAAGGACACUUUGUACCCUUGGGAAGUCCUAAAAAUAACUUUGUUAUUGCCCAAACUAUCUCGUUUAUUUUAGUUUACUGUUUAUUGCAUUGAUUUUAAAUCGAAAGUAUAUGUAUGUGGAUCUGAGAACAAGGCU